GCGUCUACAGCUAUACCAGCUGGUUGUUUCCCAUAUGAGGUCUAGUCCAGACUAUUACUCUUCUUUACACGAUAUAUUUUCCUAGGCACUUUUGUUUCAUCUCUAGCAUUAGACUGAUUACUAAACGGUCGUCCCUUUUAUAUGCAAUCUAUGAAACACCAGCCUUCUAGGAGUUGUCCAUCCUAAAUGAAACUGCCCAUAACGUAUCACUGGCAAAGGCGAUAUUCUCUGUCCAAACCAGCCCCAUGGUGCGUUUUCUCUCUUCUAACAAUCUUGUUCUUUCCCUCGUUAACUCUCCAAUGACCAACUUUACGAUUUUUUUUGGUUUGAUUGACGUUAACUCUCCAAUGACCAACUUUGCGGUUUUUUGUUUUUUUUGGUUUGAUUGACUGGUACCUUGUGGAGCUUCAGAAGAUCUUUCUCGUUGAAAAUACGCUAAGCAUCAGUAUUUCGCAGACAUAGACACGUGGAACUCCAAUUCAGUCAUUAAACCAUGGAGGAUUUGAUUUGGUGUGUGUGCUGUCGGCCAGUGGCAACACGCUCUCCUGGUUCGUAUUGGCCCAAAAAUAAACUUGCGGCCCAGUUACAAAUUGCCAGCCCAACUGAUUAACCCUCCGAUCCACGGGCGAGCAAUUUCUAGGGGUCCAUUACCCAUACAGCCCGUACACCCCUGCCUUUGCUUAAUUGCUUGUGUCGUUCACCUGUCGUGUGCUCUCUCCUGGCGGCGACGAUAGGGCGACUACCGCCGCCACCGCCUUACGCCAGGUGCCCAGGUCGUCUGGCCCUUCGGCGAAGAGCGCCGAACAGGUAUGGGCACCCGUUCUCUUUCCUUCCCGCUGUGGGAAGCCGAGCACCCGAACCCUAACUUAAGCUGUUUUGUCUAUUUGCUUUCGGAUCUGAUAUAAUUUCAGGCGUAUACAUGUACUAUUAUGCCCUGUAACUUCGCUUUUCUUGCAAAAACCAUCAGUUGUAUAUGUGUGCGCUCAUCUCCCCUAAUGGGUGAGCCUGGCAUAUGAAGGAGUUUUAGUUCCUCUUUUAGUCGGUUGAAUCAGCUUUUAGAAUCACUAUACAACCUUAUAUUCGCUGGGAUUUACUCCCUUAGGCUGGUAGCAUCUGGUUUCGUGUGAUUUGGUGACAUAUUUUAUCAGAUAUUCAUAUUACUGAAUAUAUGCACAAAUAUACUAGUCUGCUAACGGAUUUUGCUUUCCUUGGUGGUAGGUUUAGCUGCGAUUUGGGUUAUUUGUUUUGUUUCCAUCAGGUAUUAAUAAUAAUCUAAAAUGGUGUGCAGCUUAGGUUAAAAUCAAAUAAUAUUUUGUCGGACGGAUAAUUCAAGGCCUACACCAGAAGGAAUAACCUACCCCUUGUGCGGCAGGCCAACAGCUCUCUCCAUCUCUCUCUGCAGUGUUAUUUGGUUUACUAUAUGCAAUUGCAGGGGAGAAAACUAAAGAACCGUUCACUGCAGUUAGAAGCAGCAACUGCUGUAGCCGCAGCAGGCUUCUUCUACAGUAUUUUCGGUUUGGAAGUUGCAUGCGGAGAGAGACUUUUGUGUUUACAUCUAGUUGACCUUUAAAUCUGCAGCUAUGUUAUAGGUCAAAAAAUCAUCAGUUAACAGGGGCAAGGACUUGCCUUGAUGACACAAUUAUUUUGGUCUAUCUUUCACUUCUCCUGAUAUUUAACUUUUUUGAGUAAGUGUGCAGAUUAGGUCUUAAAAAGGGAUUGGGAUUAAUAUUUUAUUGCCAGAGCUUGAGCUGUAUAAUUAUCCAUUUACACAGUGGGCUGUACAGGGGGUAAAUUGACAGGAAUAUUACUUGGUGAUCCUAUAAGAUAAUGUGCUGUGAACCCUGAUUUGUUUUAGCUGCUUGUGUUCGUUUUGUCUACUUAGUCUUGCACACUGAGGACCUUUAUCGAGGUUGUCAGUCUGCAAGUUGAAUCAUGGCGGAGCACUUGGCUUCGAUCUUUGGUACCGAGAAGGACAGGGUCAACUGCCCUUUUUACUUCAAGAUUGGGGCUUGUCGUCAUGGGGAUCGCUGUUCUCGUCUGCACAACAGGCCAACUAUAUCGCCAACUCUUGUGCUUGCUAACAUGUAUCAGCGCCCUGAUAUGAUAACUCCUGGAGUUGAUGCUCAAGGCCAACCUAUUGAUCCUGAGAAGAUGCAGGAGCAUUUUGAGGACUUCUAUGAGGACAUCUAUGAGGAGUUGGGCAAGUUUGGUGAGAUUGAGAAUCUGAAUGUUUGUGAUAACCUUGCUGACCACAUGAUUGGGAAUGUCUAUGUUCAGUUCAGAGAGGAAGAACAGGCAGCUGCAGCAUACAAUGCUCUUCAGGGGCGCUUUUACUCUGGGCGCCCUAUAAUUGUUGAGUAUUCUCCUGUGACCGACUUCCGUGAAGCAACCUGUAGGCAGUUUGAGGAGAACAGCUGCAACCGUGGUGGCUACUGUAAUUUCAUGCAUGUGAAGCAAAUUGGCAGGGAUCUCAGGAGGAAGCUGUAUGGGCGUUCUGCUUCCAGGAGGUACCAUGCGAGAAGCCGAAGCCCUCCACCGCAAAGGAGGGGCUAUCGUGAGGACUAUCACCACCGUGAUCGUGACGAGUACCGUGGCGGCGGCGGCGGCGGUGGACGGGGAAGAGGUAGCAGGCAUGACAGGUAUGAUGAUGGAGCAGGUAGAGGCGGCAGGCAUGACAGGUACGAUGAUGGAGCGGGUAGAGGCGGCAGGUAUGAGAGGUAUGAUGAUGGAGGAAGGCGUAGGCAUGGUAGCCCCCCGAGGCGUGGAAGGAGCCCGGUCAGGGAAAGCAGCGAGGAGCGAAGGGCCAAGAUUGAGCAGUGGAACCGUGAGCGGGAGUCAAAACAGUGAGCUCUCUGUGGCAACUGUUCUGAGACGUGUUAUUCGGUGGACUUGUUGCUUAGCUCGUCUUUCACUGCUAUAUUCUAAGUAUGCUUGUGUGGCUGAUAUGCUUGAGUGCAGGACUCAGUUCAAUUUUGUGGUUAAAUCGGACAUGUAAACUCUAUUUAUUUCCUUGUGGAUUGUGUUGAAUCAUUUGCCAUUAUGUUAUGCUGACAAUUGGUAUCAAAUCUUUUGUGAUGAGCUAUUAAGUUAUGAUGAUGAUGUCA
This is a messenger RNA of Zea mays, 3104 nucleotides long. Its product is annotated as splicing factor U2af 38 kDa subunit. The record is from RefSeq and is a predicted model, not a curated record. Lineage: Eukaryota; Viridiplantae; Streptophyta; Magnoliopsida; Poales; Poaceae. Gene Ontology annotation, cellular component: U2AF complex. Gene Ontology annotation, molecular function: RNA binding; metal ion binding. Gene Ontology annotation, biological process: mRNA splicing, via spliceosome. The transcript has 2 exons. Bases 1933 to 2847 code for a protein of 304 amino acids.